Molecule: messenger RNA, 3577 nt
Organism: Darwinula stevensoni
Lineage: Eukaryota; Metazoa; Arthropoda; Ostracoda; Podocopida; Darwinulidae
Source: the annotation of a GenBank genome assembly
AAGGAGCCGAGAAGAGACGGGAUCGAGAGGGAGGAUUCUCCUUCGCCUCUUCCUCCCUUUCCGGAGAGCGCCGUCGCUCCGAGACCGGAGACGGAAGGACGCCGCGAGGAGCGAGAGGGAAGAGCGGAACCGGUGCGGGGACGGCAACCGCGUCCGAUCCGGAUGCCGUCGACUCGCGAGCGAUACCCUCCCGAGAGAGAGCCGCGACCGCGGAUCGACGCCGAAGACCCGAAGGCGGAACGGAUCCGGCAGGAACCGGAGAUCCCGGAGCGAUCGGAAUCGGAAACGGAACCUCGCCGAUCGGAGGGAGGAGGAGACCGGGGUCCGGAACGGCGGGGACGACGACCGGCGUCGAGCUCCUUCCGGCCGGGACGAGAACGACAGCCGGAAUCCCGACCGCGAGAGGAGGAGGGAUCGGAGACUCGAUCCUCCGACCCGCCGCGGAAGGACCUCCGCUCCCCGGCGAGGAAGCAGAAGCCCGGUCGACCGGAGGGUCCUCCCGAGGAGACUCCGAGAGGAUCGAGAUCGAAACGAAAGGAGGAAGGAAACGAAGGAAAGGAAGGAGACCCGGACGGAUCUCGGGAUCGGGGAUCGACCCGAGCCUCGUCGCCCGGUUUCCGUCUGGAUCUGGGCCUCUCCUUCGGCGGCCCCUCUCCGGGUCCGAGGUCGAACCGGAUCGCGGUCGCGGGGAACGCGGGCCGACGGGAGAAGCCGGACGAGAUCGCGAUCGGACCCGUCCGGACGCCCGCGAGACUCCUCCGGGUGCUCCGCGUGCACGGGACGAAGAAGACCCUCGAUCGAGGACGAUCCGGUCCGAACUUCCGCUUCGAGAACGAGAAGAGAGAAAAGGAUGCGAGAGACUCGGGAUCUCGCGGCUCGGACGGGACUCGGGCCGCCUUCGUCCGUCCUUGCGGCUGCGUCAGUCGCCAUCGCGUCCCGCAGACCGCAGACCGAGGAACGGGUGAGUGCAACACGAGUCUCUCCUCUCUCCGCGAUGGAUUCGCGGAACGAGAUCCGCGUUUCCGACCCCGCGAUCGCGUCGUCGCGUUCGCGCGUCCCCGGCUCCGGAGGCGGUUUCACCCCGGGCGCUCCUUCGGGAAGAUCUCUCGUCGCCGUCGUCGAUCUCGGACGACGCGGCCCCCGUACGACCCGCCCCGACGGGUCGGCGUUCGCGAGCGCCCGUUCGCUCCCUCCGGAUCGGUCCGAUCGAGAGACGCGGGACGUCGCCGUCGUCCUCGGAUGCCGUCCGCGGACCGACGCGAGGCUUCGCGUUCGAUCGCGUCGAGUCGAAAGGAGAGAAACCCGUCUCCGGCGUCUCUCGGUCUCCGCUUCGAGGCGGGAAUCCCCGCGUCACCCGCCCGAUCCGUGACGAUCCGGGCGAUCCUCGGAAUCGGACGCGCGUCGUCGUCUCCGUCGCCCUCGGGAACGCGAGGACCGCGAACGCCGAGCCGGUGCUUUCGCCGCGUCCGGGAGACAGAACGUCUCUGGAUCCUCGCCCCGGAGGUCUUCACACCUUCGCUUUCCACCCCUGCGUCUGUUUCCUCCCAUCCCUGCGCCUGUCACAUCCCAUCCCUGCGUCUGUCACCUCCCAUCCCUGCGUCUGUUUCUCUCGCCUCCGUGCACUCGUCCGUCUGCUCGACGCGAGAGUUCGGCACGGACGCAGGAAAUAGAGUCGCGGGCGACCCAUCGGUGUCCGGAUCUCGUUCGUCGCGGUCGAGGCUGCAAAAAAACGCUCGGCGUCACCGCGUUUCGAUCGUUCCCCGAGGUUCCACCGACGGCACGGCGGAGACCUCGACGGGAGCAUCGGCGACGUUCCGUCUCGUCUCUUCGCUCGGGGCGUCCCGGUUCGCGCUCCGGGACCUUCGCGUCUCGCGAGAUCCGGACCGACGACUCCGCCCGCCGAGAUCUCGAUCGAAACGACGGACCCUCGACGCGACGCCGUCGUCGGUCGUCGCCGAUCGCGAUCCCUCGACGCUCGCGGCGCCGCAUGGAACGAACCCGCGAGCCGCGACGCGCGAAGGCCCGUUCGGACGAGGCGCGGAGUCGCCUCUCGCCCCGGCAGCAAACAGAUACGAGGGCACUCGUCCGCCCUCCUCGGUGCUGCGCCGAAACUCGUCCUUCGUCGCGGCGGAUCGGCGGGAGUCCCCGCGACUCCGAGACGCCAUCCGUCGUCGGCGAACGUUCCGGGUGGACCGCGAUUCCCGAAUCUUUGGACGACGCGCGUUCGUCGCCGGGUUCGGCGGGACGAAUUCCGUGGUCGUCGUUGCGACGGUUCCGCACGCACGCCGUUCCGCGUGCGAUCCCCCCCCCCGGUCGAUGAAAUCCCACGACGCUCCUCGUUUCCCUCCCGCUCUCGCCGGGCGUCGUCGGAUCCAGACUCGGAAUUCGGAGCCUCUUCCGAUCCACCCGUCCGGGAACGAGAGCAUCGAGAAAUUCGCGAACUCCGACGGCAGAGCGUGCCGGUGCAUCGUCGUACCGGGAGACGGCGUUUUCGAGAACGUCCGGCCGCUCGAGUUCGGGUACGAGAUCGCCUCGAAAGACUCGAGACGAGUCGCGAGGUUCACCGGACCGGCGAAGAAAUACACGGUCGGCCGAUGUUGCCGGCCGGAUCGCGACGCGCGGAGGGAACCCAUCGCAUUCUCGCGAAGGUCUGCUCUUCCGAGGACCGGAGACGAACGCUUCCGGCUCUUUCGUUGCGGCCGAUCGCACUUCCGUCGCCGAGGAAGACUCGAGGAGAAAACGAGCCGUGACUCGCGGUCCACCCCGUCGUAUCGAUUCCGCUUUUCGCCUCGUGCGGCGGAUCUCUCCGCGGAUCGGGAGCGACGAAGACGCGGGGAAACGCCGCGGCGUCGAACCCCGACGCCGUCGCCCCUCUCGCGGUGCGCGACGGAUCGACGACGGAAAGACUCGGCCUCGACGUCGGUGGUUUUUUCGAUGGUGUUCGCAGGAAACCCGAGAGAGAGGAUGGAGGAGAGCCGAGAGUCGGAGAGAGAAUUCGUGGAAGUGGAAGGCGGAGGUUCCCGCAUCACCUACUCCAGUUACGCCUCCGGCUGUCUCCUUCGGAACCGCCUGAAACCCUUCCGCUACAGCAGCACCAUGUACAUCACCGUGGAAUCCACCAGGAGACGAUACAAGCACAUGGUCGUUUUCAAACCUCAAUUAGAACCCUUCCACUACUUCGAGUCGGUCACGACGUGUCCGUGGACGAGUUCUAGUCAGCAGGAAUCAGACGAAGAGUCAGAGGCCUCCACGACGACCACGUCCUCCUUCCUAUCCGAAGUCACGGUGGGGAUGAAGAGCGAAAGGGACGUCGACCUCACACCUUUCAUCGAGGAAGCUUCCAAGUCCCGAGCGUAAACCUCACCCAUUAAUGCCAUUUUCUACUUUCACACCAUGUAACGUGCAACUACAUCUCCCUAAUCUGCACAUUUGCGUUUUGCAAUACAUUCCCUUCACUCAUUUAUUGUAUCACUCACUGGAACUUGUUUUUUGUUCUCUUUUUUCUCACCGGGUCUCGUCUCGUUUAUCCCACUGUAUCUUGGUUUUCAGCAAAUAUAUAAUUGACUUCACGGCUUUA